CAAAAAUGAUAGGUUUAGAAAGUGAUUUGAGAAGAAUCUUAACAGUGACAUUAAAAGCCCGUCAUGAUGACCUUACUGAUCAAUUAAACCGUUUAAUAAUGGUGAAGCUUUUCUUAGUUUGUUGUUUAAUAAUGGGAAUAAGUUGGUUUACAGACUCUAUAAACUGUAUUGUACCAGCUAUAAACACUGUUGAAACGGCGUUUGUUUCCCAAGCAUGUUGGAUUCAAGGUUUUUAUGUAUUUAAGCCUUUAAUGACACGUUUUGAUGUUGCAUUUUUUGGUAUACCGAGAGACAUUGAUAGCAAUGGAUUGCUUGCAUCGGGAGAGUUGUGUACAGUCCAACCAAGUUUUGGAAUAGCAAGCGACAAAUGCAUACCAAUGGAAAAGAUUUUUUAUCUUCAAUAUCAGUGGAUGCCUUUUCUAAUAGGCUCGCUUUCUGCUGUGUACUACAUACCUUAUGUAUUUUUUUUACAAGCAAACAGUGACAUGAUUUCUUUAAAAGCUGCGGUGAUGGGAAAAGAAAAGCCGAGCAAAAUUGUCUCCAUGUUUUUUGGUUGCAAAUCACAAAGGUUUCUUAAAUUGAGAGUUGUAUCUUCUAUCUUUGUGAAAAGUUUAUAUCUUAUCGUGAACAUAGGAACUUUCGUGUUUUUAAAUUUUUUACUAAAUGGGGAGUAUUAUAAAUAUGGCGUUAGGUGGGCGAAUUGGUCUAAACAGAGCAACACAGAUGCUUUUGAUUAUAUGGGUAAAAAGACAAAUCCCAGACCUGGAAGCCAGCUACUUCCACCAUUUGGUUAUUGUGAACUGUUUGAGUCAUCAAAAGAUAUCAAAUAUACUGUAGCAAACAGGCAUAAGUUCGUUUGCGAGCUAUCUCAGCAUGUUUUGUACCAGUAUUGUCUUUUAGUUCUUUGGUUUUUUAUUAUUGGUGGCAUUAUUAUAUCAUCUCUGGGAAUAUUUUUUCAUGUUUAUCAAUACGUGCAUUUAAUUUGUGCAAGAUACAGUUAUAAAGGUCACAAAAAUAUGUUUUUGAAGACUUUGACACUGAGAGAACUUCUUUAUCUUGACUUAAUCAAAACAAAAAAUAACAAACUUUACGAAGAAGUUAUAGAGAACUUAGAGCUGCAAAGUUCAGUGAAAAUGCGGAAUGGACGUAAUCAUCAUACAUCUGUUACAGAAAUAGAUUUAUUAACAAAGUAAAGGUUAUUUGCCAUUGGAUGACUUUUUUAUUAUGGCAGUUUUAUUUUGUUGACUGAAAAAAGAACUUUGUUUGACUUCGAAGAGCUUCGAACUUACGUUCGAUUGAGCAAAAAUAACCAUUUAAUAUUCAGAUUUUUUGGAACCUUUUAUAUACACUUAUAUUUGAAUUCUUUUUCUUUUAUUUAAUCAAAUAUAUGUUUAUAAGAAAAA
Molecule: messenger RNA, 1403 nt
Organism: Hydra vulgaris (swiftwater hydra)
Lineage: Eukaryota; Metazoa; Cnidaria; Hydrozoa; Anthoathecata; Hydridae
Source: RefSeq, a predicted model, not a curated record